Sardina pilchardus (European sardine) is the source of this 2809-nucleotide messenger RNA. It is a transcript of the gene hck, whose product is annotated as HCK proto-oncogene, Src family tyrosine kinase. Gene Ontology annotation, biological process: cell surface receptor protein tyrosine kinase signaling pathway; innate immune response; protein phosphorylation. The record is from RefSeq and is a predicted model, not a curated record. Gene Ontology annotation, cellular component: extrinsic component of cytoplasmic side of plasma membrane. Gene Ontology annotation, molecular function: signaling receptor binding; ATP binding; non-membrane spanning protein tyrosine kinase activity. The transcript is spliced from 13 exons. Lineage: Eukaryota; Metazoa; Chordata; Actinopteri; Clupeiformes; Clupeidae. Bases 357 to 1871 code for a protein of 504 amino acids.
ACAUCUAAAAAGAAAAGGGGAAAAAAUCUCCAGCCAGGCUACUCGCCUGUCCAUCCAUCACUGAAUAGCCUCCGGCGCCUGGAUAGCGGAAACUGUAGCUAGUUCCUCUUACUACGAGCGAUUGCUCGGUCAAGAUCAUUGCGCUGCGAUGUAACCAUUGACUUCCUUCUACACUUUGCUCGUGAAGCACUUAGCAGUUUGCUCUCAGUCCACUCACCACGAAUCAAAGUGACAGAAUGGAGGAGCCGACCUAACGGACCGUCUGGACAAAUUAAAAGCAUAUCUACAAAACCAUUUGGAGACUUUGGAGGCGUAUCCGCACCCUCUAAAUCGGAGACAGCUGUAAAGGUCAAAGCAUGGGGUGCGUGGGAUCCAAGAAGGACCAGGAAUCUGUGGGCAAGGCCCUGGGUGGUGACGACUCCUCAAACCGCACCCAGACACCACACUAUGUCAAAGACCCCACAGCGUCAGGCCAAAAAGCGAAUAGAACUCCUUCCAAUAUGCCCCCGUCCAGCACUGAUGGUCCAGAGAAUAUCGCCAUCGCUCUGUAUGACUAUGAGGGCAUCCAUGAAGGAGACCUCGGCUUCAAGAAAGGGGACAAGGUCAAGAUUCUGGAGGAGUCAGGUGAAUGGUGGAAAGCCAAGCUCCUCAGUACCGGCCAGGAGGGCUUCAUCCCCAGCAACUAUGUGGCCAAAGACACCCUGGAGACAGAGGAGUGGUUCUUUAAAGGCGUGAGCAGGAAGGACGCGGAGAGGCAGCUUCUGGCCUCGGGGAACAAAACCGGGUCCUUCAUGAUCCGAGACAGUGAGACCACCCCUGGCAGCUACUCUCUGUCUGUGAGGGACAGUGACGGACAUUCGAUGGACACGGUCAAGCAUUACAAGAUCCGCACUUUGGAUAAUGGCGGCUUCUACAUCUCUCCCCGUAUCACCUUCAGCACCCUGCAGGAGCUUGUCGGUCACUAUAAGAAGCAGAGUGAUGGCCUGUGCCAGUCCCUCACCAACCCCUGCAUCAGCCCCAAGCCGCAGAAGCCCUGGGAGAAGGACGCGUGGGAGAUCCCGCGUGAGUCGCUCAAGCUGGACAAGAGGCUGGGCGCCGGGCAGUUUGGAGAGGUCUGGAUGGCCUCAUACAACAAGCACACCAAUGUGGCGGUGAAGACCAUGAAGCCUGGCAGCAUGUCGGUGGAGGCCUUCCUCAUGGAGGCCAACCUCAUGAAGUCGCUGCAGCACGACAAGCUGGUACGCCUCCAUGCUGUGGUCACCAAGGAGGAGCCCAUCUACAUCAUCACAGAGUUCAUGGAAAAAGGUAGUUUACUGGACUUCCUCAAGAGCGAUGAAGGAAAUCGAGUCCAACUCCCAAAACUCAUUGACUUCUCUGCUCAGAUCGCUGAGGGCAUGGCUUACAUUGAGAGGAUGAACUACAUCCAUAGGGAUCUCCGAGCAGCCAACAUCCUGGUCUCAAAGACGCUUGUGUGCAAGAUUGCUGACUUUGGUCUGGCUCGCAUCAUAGAGGACAAUGAGUACACCGCUAGGGAAGGUGCUAAGUUUCCUAUCAAGUGGACUGCACCAGAGGCCAUCAACUACGGCUCAUUCACCAUCAAAUCAGAUGUCUGGUCCUUUGGCAUUCUGCUCAUGGAGAUCAUAAGCUAUGGACGCACCCCUUACCCAGGCAUGACUAACCCGGAAGUGAUCCGGUCCCUGGAGAGAGGGUAUCGCAUGCAGCGCCCGGACUCGUGCCCGCAGGAGCUGUACGACAUCAUGCUGGAGUGCUGGAAGAACAAGCCCGAGGACAGGCCCACCUUCGAGUAUCUGCAAAGCGUGCUAGAGGACUUCUACACAGCCACGGAGAGCCAGUACCAGCAACAGCCAUGAUGAGCCAUUGACUUGUCAUGUGGUCCCUUGGCUAUAGAUACCUGGAUAUACACGCAGAUAUCUGGAUACCCAGAUAUACCUGGAUAUACACGCAAGCACACACACACACAGACACACACACAAACAGAGGGAGAGCCAGAGAGAGAGAAAGAAAGAGAUGUUUAAUGUUCAGUAGACAUGCACAAACAUGCAAACUCACCCAAGCAAAAAACACAAAUAGACAUACUUUUCCAGGGUACAAGUAGUCUAUGAUGCACAUUCACACAGUGAAACCUCUGUCAAUCCCUGAGUGCCUUUUCAGGAUAUAGUGUCAAUUAUAAUAUUUUAUAUAAAUGCCUUUUCCCCCUAAAUUAAAAUAGAGACAUAUUAUGCAGUUCAUAUCUUUGAAAGUUUAAAUUAAAGAAAAAAAAAAUAAUAUUUUCUGAUUACAACCUAUAUUAGGUUUUUCUGUUUUGUUUUGACAUUAACAUAAAUCUCACACAGACACUGGCACAAAUACACAUAGUCUAUUACUGUAUAAGUCUAUUUCUUAAGAAAUAAUCUGUCUACUUCUUAAAAAGAGUGUGCUACGUGUUUUUUUUUUUCAAUCUGUAGUUCUACUGUGAUUCCAAAUAUCUUAGUUUUCCUAUGAACGGAGAUGUUAGUAGUGAGGGGAAAUUAGUGUUGUUUUAGUUGCUUUUACCAUUGUAGCUCUUUGUCUUUUUUUUUGUUCCGCAGAGUAAACUUUGAAGCCUUAGCCAUGUACAUUAACAUGUAUUUAUUUCAUAACAGUGUCUUUCUGCCAUUGGUAAUGAUAACAUAUUUUAUAAUCAUUACAUGGAUAUUUAUCUCAGGGGUGAUUUGGUUUUUGCUUGUAUUUUUUUAUUUUUAUUUUAUGCCUGUUUUGAUUUAUAACAUAAAAUGUGAAAGCAAAUUCAAUAAAGUCUUACAGAAUGAAA